AUGUCGGACAUUCACGGAACAGUAAUGACAGAGGUGGAAGACAAUCCUUAUGGCUACAUUCCGACUCGAUCAACUGCAAUAAUUUUCCUUGCCCUCUUCAGCAUUUCAACCUUGCUGCAUGGAUUUCAAGCGGCGAAACACCGAAUGUGGUGGCUGAUUCCUACGGCCUGCCUAUGCGGUCUCAUUGAGAUCAUAGGUUGGGCAGGGCGACUAUGGUCAUCAUUCAAUGUUUUUAACGACUCAGCGUUCCAAAUGCAAAUAUGCUGCACGAUCAUCGGUCCAACCCCACUGCUCGCUGCAAGCUUCAUCAUCCUCGGAAAUAUCAUCAAAAGACUGGGUCCUGCAUAUAGCCGACUCACCCCUAAGUGGUAUACAAUUGUCUUCUGUUCCUGCGAUGUAAUCUCUCUAGUUAUUCAAGCAAUUGGAGGAGGUAUGGCUGCCUCCGCUGAAGACACAGAUGGUGCAAACAGGGGCGCUGAUAUCAUGCUCGUCGGUAUCAUUUUCCAGCUACUGGUUAUUGUAUUCUUUGCUAUAUGCGCCUCCGAGUUCUAUUAUCGAUACCUCAACCGUUUACCCAUCAUCCGCAAGAGAAAUGCUGAGCAAGAAACGAGCUCAAACUCCACUUUGGGCAAUUUGCACGAUCCUCUCACCAGGAACAUUACGAUCAUGACCUGGGCUCUUGUGUUCAGCACAAUUGUCUUCUUCAUCCGUUCAAUCUACAGAAUCAUCGAACUUGCGGAUGGAUGGAACGGAAGAAUUAUUCAAACAGAGGUCUAUUUCAAUGUGCUAGAUGGUGUCAUGGUUAUCCUUGCUAUCUAUACGCUCAAUGCCUUCCAUCCUGGACGGUUGCUAUCGACGAAUGAUUCAGAGUAUCAGGACAAAGAGGCGAAACUGGAAAACCUUAAUAGCCACAACAAGCAGCUUAAUUCGGCGACACCAUCGCUUCCCACACGCCAGAAGAUGUCUUCGACGACGAAGCCAGCAAUGCCUACUCGGCUCCCUUCUAAUUCUCAACUUCCAGGAAGAAGAAAACCUGCAUCUCGCUUAGCCUCGCUGGGAUUGCCCAACACAAGGAAGAAUGCCACCUCGGGGACAGGACCUUCCAUGUCGCGCCGGGCGUCAGUCACCGGUCUGACGUCAGGUCCAAAAUCACAGAGGACAUCCAAGACAACGCACAAGCUCGUUGAACUCCCAUCGGCGCCCCAAACUCGGCCGUUGCUAGCUGACAUUGGAGAUGAUUUGACGUUGGGACAUGAGAUAGACGGUGGUGUGAGGGAGUACAAGAGUCAGGCGGAGCGUAUGAACAAGCAGCAGAGGAAAGAGGCGGGGUUCAAGCGGAUUACGGCCUACUGCGUGGCAGAGUCAUUCAAGAUGAAGCUUUUGUCGUCGUUUUUAAAGAGGGAACACAAUGUGUCUCCUAGAGCAUUUGACGAGGCGUUGUAUGUUAUGUAUCAUUUACCAUUACUACCGGGAUAUGGUCCCAACGCGAAUGUUCGCUCUUCUGUGCCAGCCAAAACUCGCACCGGGAAGACCUUCCUGGCGCACCUCUCCGAAGCUGAAGAAAAUGGCUACCAAGGCACAUAUUUCACGUCUCAAGCCGACCGAUCCCCCAAUGAUACUCGAGAAGGCUACAUCUCUUCGAGCUCCCCUGUCGAAACUCGCGGGUCCCGGGUCCGAGAGCCUGUUGUCCCUCCGGCACUCGCUCCUCCAGCAGAAACGGACGAAGAAAAUGACCCUGGUUUCGUCACCGACCCUGGUUUCGCUACAGAACCUGACGUGGGUUUCGCCACAGAGCCAGAGCUAGAGACACCUUUUUCUGAAACGUCUCCGGGGGUAGUGGCUACACCCAGCUUUGAGGUAGACCCUGGUGCAGAAACAGAUCCUGGAGUUUAUUCUCAGUGGAAGAAGCCAGUGGUGCCAGAGGAGCCGGCCAAGCCACGGGAUGAGGAUGUAGCAGAGGUUGUAUUUUUUGAGUAUGGUGUGGCCGUCUUCUUUGGGUUAGACGAACAGCAGGAAAAAGAUAUCUUAGAGGACAUCACAAACGCCGGGAUCUUGAAGCGCAAGAUGGAGGAGGAUGACUGGGAGAUCGAAGAAUGUCAUUUCAUGCACGACCCACACAUCGCAUACCCUCGCAUUUACAACGAUUUUUUCACUCUCAAAUCCCGAUCCCACUUACUCAAACUUUCCAUUGCCCAUGCCCUCGCGCAGUCCACUCUCCUCGCGCGCUACGAAUCCAACGCCCAGAUGGUCCUCUCCUCUCCUCUGACGCUUUCCAUUCCCAAUCAACUCGCCGCUUCUGGGGCUCUCAAACUCCGUCGCCACGAUGCGCUUAAACUCACGGGGCGACUGUUCAAGCUUCGGAGGGACGUCAACCUAGUGUCAAAUGUGCUUGACGUUCCGGAACUCUUUUGGAGUGAGGCCAGCUUGAAAGACUUAUAUGAUGCUGUGCGAGAGUACAUGGAGAUUGGACCGAGAGUACAAGUGUUGAAUGAAAAGCUGGGGGUGGCGAGUGACUUUCUGGAUGCUAUUCACGACCAUCUAAAUAAUUCCGCAAUGGAGCGGAUAACGUGGAUUGUUAUUUGGCUGAUUGUAGUUGCGUGUCUUGUCGAACUGGGUGAGGUGGUUGCCAGACUAGUAUUUCACGCAGCGACAACAGGACCCAAAUUGCAUACCCUUACAUCAGCCAGCCCUUCCUUAUCUAGUCUUCCUUCAAUAUCAAGGGAAGAAAGUCUCAAGGUGCUCGAGCGCCUAAUGGUGGUCCAGUCGCAAUCUCAAUCGCGAUGA
Molecule: messenger RNA, 2784 nt
Organism: Psilocybe cubensis
Lineage: Eukaryota; Fungi; Basidiomycota; Agaricomycetes; Agaricales; Agrocybaceae
Exons: 15
Coding region: 1-2784 (927 amino acids)
Cellular component (GO): membrane
Source: RefSeq, a predicted model, not a curated record